GUUUACUUAAACUUGGCAAAGACUUGGAGCGUGCUGUGAUUGGUUCCUGAAAAACUCCCUCGAAUCCUAAUUGGUAAUUCAGCCACUUCUACCCUGUCAAUCGAGUAGAAGCCCCGCCCUCUGCACAUCUGCAGCUCCCGCAGCGAGCUGCUCCUGACGAGUCGCCGCCGGGCAGUGAAGAGGUGAAUCGGAGCACUUUGACUGAGAAACCUCAUCGAGCUUCAUUGUUUUGGAACUUGUUUCAUCAACAAACUCCGGUGUGACUGUUCUGAAGGAAGCAAAACUACCGGAGUUUUCAAAGUUUUAAAGUCCCUGCGCACACCGACUGAAAGGUGAGAGAGGACCGACAGCCAUUUUUCAAAACUGUCGAAUAAAUGGCGAUAUAAGAGUUUAUUAUUUUUUUAAACAAACACUUUAUUUUUUUUUUUCUCCUGUUCGACGCUGAGCUGAUUUUAGCAGCAUGUCUCCCUCCGCCGUGUAACCUGUUCGUCCAGCUCGGCUGGGAGUUCCGACUGCUGCUUGACUGACUUCCAGCUUUUUUUUUCUUUAAUAAUUUUAUUUCCAAAGCAUAAAAGUGCUUUUAUCAUUAUGGCUGGAGUCAGCAGCGUCCACAUGAAAACACUGGAGGACCUCACGUUGGACUCCGGCUACGGGGCAGGAGACUCCUGCAAGUCCCUGAGUCUGUCCUCCUCCAAGUCGAACUCCCAGGCUCUGAUGACGGCUCCUCACCGGGGCAACUGGUGGUACUACUCCGGCUCCAUGAACAGCAGGAACAACAGCUGGGACACGGUCAACACGGUGCUCCCCGAAGACCCCGAGGACACCUUCUCCAAGUGCCCCCGCUUACCUGAGCUGGAAGAGUUCCCCUGGACAGAAGAGGAGGUGUCCAGGAUCCUGCGCAGAGUGGCGGAGAGUGGGAGCCCGAAAGGAGGAGCUGCACCUGUCUUCUCCCCGGAGGCGGUGAGGCGGCUGUCCGUUCUCCUCCGCAGGGCUCUGAUCCGCAUCUCCAGGGAGGCUCAGCGGCUGAGCGUCAUGCACUGCCGCUGCACACGCUUCGAGGUGCAGAGCGCCAUGCGGCUGGUGCUCAGCUGGGCUCUGGCCGACCACUGCGUCUCCGCUACGGUCAAGGCCAUCUCCAUGUACUGCAUGAGCGCCGGAGAGCUGCUGAGGAAGGGCAAGUCCGCCCGCUGCGGCCUCAGCUUCUCUGUGGGACGCUUCUUCCGCUGGAUGGUGGACACGCGCAUCUCGGUGCGCAUCCACGAGUACGCGGCUAUAUGCGUGACUGCGUGCACGGAGGCUCUGGUGGAGGAGAUCGGAGCCCGCGUGCUCAUGGCUGAGAGGGGCCACACAGGGUCGGAGUCGGUGUCAUCCAGCGCCCCCGUGAGUGCAGAGGCCCUGGAGGGAGUGGUGAACAAUGAUGCUGAGCUGUGGGGGGUCCUGCAGCACUAUGAACACCUGAUCUGUGGGAAGAACGCCAAUGGUGUCCUGUCUCUUCCGGCCCAUUUCAGUCCCUAUACAGAGAACCAGCAGACGUCUGUGGAGACCAGAGAGGAUGCCUACGCCCAGCUGGAGCUGAGGACUCUGGAACAGUCCCUGCUGGCUACUUGUGUUGGCAGCAUCUCUGAGCUCAGUGACCUGGUGUCCCGUGCAAUGCACCAUAUGCAGCGUCUGAGCUCCGUGCGCCCGGGGCACAGUCCAGCCCGCCACGCCCGUCCUCAACAGCCGGUGUCCUGGUCACCAGACGCCCUCCACACCCUUUACUACUUCCUCCGGUGCCCACAAAUGGAGUCCAUGGAGAAUCCUAAUUUAGACCCCCCGCGCAUGGCGCUGAGCAAGGAGAGGCCGUUCCUGUUAAUGCCGCCGUUGAUGGAGUGGAUGAGAGUGGCCAUAGUUCAUGCUGAGCAUCGUAAGAGUCUGCUGGUGGACAGUGAUGACGUCAGACAGACCGCCAGGCUCCUCCUUCCAGGACUGGACUGUGAACCACGACAGCUAAAGCCUGAGUGCUGCUUUAGCUCAUUCAAGCGUCUGGACUCUAAGGCUGCCACAGACAAGUUCCAUCUAGAUUUGGGUUUCCGUAUGCUUAACUGUGGACGCACAGACCUCAUUAGCCAUGCCAUCGACCUGUUGGGGACAGACGGGGUCAACAGCAUGGACGACCAGGGGAUGACCCCUCUGAUGUACGCCUGUGCAGCUGGGGAUGAGGCUCUAGUCCAGAUGUUGAUCGAUGCCGGGGCCAACUUGGAUGUGGCGGUUCCACCAUGCUCCCCAAAGCACCCCUCUGUGCACCCCGACAGUCGACACUGGGCAGCCCUCACCUUCGCCAUUCUGCACGGACACAUCUCCGUAGUGCAGCUCCUGUUGGAUGCAGGAGCCAAUGUGGAAGGAGCAGCAGUCCGCAAUGGGCAAGAGAGCUCAGCAGACACCCCGUUACAGCUGGCCUCAGCAGCAGGCAACUAUGAGAUGGUGACGUUGUUGUUGGCACGAGGCGCUGACCCCUUACUGAAGGCCCACGACGGGAACGCUCUUACAUCAUCCCUCUAUGAAGACAUGAACUGCUUCAGUCAUGCUGCGGCUCACGGUCAUAGGAAUGUGUUGAGAAAGCUCCUAACUCAGCCACAGCAAGUCAAAGAGGACGUCCUGUCUCUGGAGGAGAUCUUAGCUGAGGGGGUUGAGGGGGAGGAGUCAGAAGCCGGCCCUUUCCUCCCCCUCUCCCCUAUUUCAGCCCCAUCCUCCGGCGCUGGGGCCUUGCCAGACGGGGGGAUACCGAAACUCUGUAAGGCCAAGAAGAAGGCUCUCCAAGAAGCCAGCUACUACAGCGCUGAACACGGUUACCUGGACGUCACCAUGGAGCUGCGAGCGAUGGGUGUACCGUGGAAAUUGCAUGUGUGGCUGGAAUCUCUGCGAUGUGCACAGCAGCAGUCCAGGACAGGGGUCACCCUGUCCCUCCUCAGAGACUUUUCCACCAUCAGAGAGGAGGACUACUGCGAGGAGCUGGUCACCACAGGCCUGCCACUCAUGUUCAACACCCUACGUUCCACCAAGAAUGAUUCCAUCAUCCAGCAGUUGGCAACUAUUUUUAGUCACUGUUUUGGCCCGGCCCCGCUUCCAGCCGUGCCUGAGAUGAAGGCGACUCUUUCAGCACAGCUGGAUCCUCACUUCCUUAAUAACCAGGAAAUGUCAGAUGUGACCUUUCUGGUGGAAGGGAAGCCGUUCUAUGGGCACAGAGUCCUGCUGAUCACUGCUUCAGACAGGUUCAAGUCUCUGCUCACGACGUCUGGUCCAGAUGGAAGUUCAAAGAAGGAAAUUGAGAUAAAUGACGUCAAGUACAAUAUUUUCCAGAUGAUGAUGUCAUACCUGUACUGUGGAGGAACAGAGGCGCUGCACACCAACGUGCCGCACUUACUGCAGUUGUUAUCAGCUGCUAGCAUGUUCCACUUGGGGGCGCUACAAAGACACUGUGAACUCAUCUGCUCUGAGAACAUCAGUCUGGAUAACGCAGUCUGCAUCUACAAAACAGCUAAGGCUCACGGUUCUGUGGAGCUGUGCUCAUUCUGUGAAAGUUACUUCUUGCAGCAGAUGCCGGCUUUGCUGGAGAGGGAGGCCUUCAGGAUCUUGCUGUUAGGACCCACUGGGACUCGAGCAGCGAACAGCUCGACCUCCAUGCUGGUUCACAGCCGGGGAGACUCGCCUCUGGAAGAGCUGGAGGCCACCUUGGCUCAACGGCUUCGCUCGCUCUACGUCACCUCCAGAGUCUGAGGACAGUCAACGGGAUCAAAUGUGGGACCACCGUGGAGGUUUCACUUCUUCACUGAUACAGGAUCAGCUAAUCGAACGCUACAAACGUUUUCUGAGUGAGAUCUGAUCCGACCUCAGCGCUAAGGACCAACUUCCACUCUACUCUGACACUGUAACGCACAGACGAGCGCAUUAUUUGGCAGCAGUUGAACUUUAACUAAGUCCUGAUGAAGCAAACGUUCCAUUUGAACACUCACUGCAGUGCACUUGGAGUAAAAAACUGGAACCAUUUUCUCUAAAGCUCAGGAAGCUUGAGUGGAGAAUGAGCAUAACUGUAAAGUGCUGCUGCCCUCUAAUGGAAGCUGGCUGCUACUGCGUCUGUUUAGACUAAGAAUAAAGAAUCAAAUCAAUGGACUUUUGGAAGAACGGAGGUCGUGCCUUCAGAAUUCUUGUACAUUUUAUCUAACAUUUUUAUGUUAUAUUUUUAAAGAAUAAGCCAGGAAUGGAAAGAUGAACUGUUUCUAUUUAAUGAGAAAAAUAUGUAUUUAAAAAAUGUCUUCUUUUACGUUUUUGAAGCCAAGCAAAGUAAUAUUAUUAUUGUUUUAAAAAGUUGCUUCUGUGUAGCGAUUCUUCCACAUUCAGAUAAUUAAGCUUAAAUAUACUGAAACUAAACGCUUCAGCACAGGUACAGCAGUAAACUCUGUCACAGGACAUAAAGUCUGUUUAAAUAUAAUAAUAAAUGACUGAAGUCUGGGAAACAAAA
Molecule: messenger RNA, 4498 nt
Organism: Thalassophryne amazonica
Lineage: Eukaryota; Metazoa; Chordata; Actinopteri; Batrachoidiformes; Batrachoididae
Gene: abtb2b
Product: ankyrin repeat and BTB (POZ) domain containing 2b
Exons: 17
Coding region: 589-3756 (1055 amino acids)
Molecular function (GO): protein heterodimerization activity
Source: RefSeq, a predicted model, not a curated record